AUGACGAUCGAGGUCAACGAGGACACUCGUGAUGUUCCUCACAAGAAUCAUUACACCGUGGGGCAUGGACAUGUCAUUUCCUUCAGGAACUAUAUUGCUCAGCAACUCAAUGCCUCGAGAGCAUCAAGGGCUUACUGCAUCUCUCGUCAGUACGACAGUCAACUACUCCAUCUCGCUGGACUUGGUUUCGCAGCCACAGUGGAGUGGCAUGUGAACGAUAUCGGAAACGACGUCCUGAAGGGUCACAGAGGGGCAUUAUACAUGGGUAUAGGGCUUGCCGGGCUUGGCUAG
Messenger RNA from Penicillium subrubescens, 291 nucleotides. RefSeq lists its product as uncharacterized. The coding region runs from base 1 to 291 and encodes 96 amino acids. The record is from RefSeq and is a predicted model, not a curated record. The transcript has 3 exons. Lineage: Eukaryota; Fungi; Ascomycota; Eurotiomycetes; Eurotiales; Aspergillaceae.